AAUGAUGCCAGUUUUAAAAAUUACACUAAUUAAUUCAAUGAUGUCGUGCAAUAUAAGUCAUAAUCCUAUCUCUCUAACAAUUACUUAUGUUCUAGAGCAUAAAAAGAUAAUGGAUGUUCUCUUCAAAGAUAAAGAAAAAAUGGGUAUACGUUUGUCAAAAUUUCUCAGCGACGAUCACUGCGGUAACAACGAACGAUUUAGUAGAGAGUACAUUAAUACGCUCAUUAUAAUAUUUGACUCAAAAUUAGUUCAAUCUAACGAUUCACUAGUUAGAAUCGAUCAAGUGCAAUUUUUAAACGGAGGUUUGAUUUUUAACUCAAUAAUAGUUCGUGGUGGAGCCAUAUUUUUCCAGCCUAGUAGCAAUAAAGAUGAGAAAAAAUUUUUAGAGUUUCCUAUGCACUAUGAAGCAGAUAAGUUCGUGAUUUGCAAUUGCCAACAGAGAAUAAUUUUAGAUCUAAUCGAUAAGAAAGUUAGAAAGAAGUUCAGUAAGUCGGGUUAUAGACUUGUUGGAACUGAUAGAGGACAAAGAAUUCAGGGAUGUAAUUUAAAUAGAAAACUUUUAGCUGUCUUUCGUCAAAAUCUUAUUUAUGAUUCAUUCAUUGACUAA
Molecule: messenger RNA, 607 nt
Organism: Dimorphilus gyrociliatus
Lineage: Eukaryota; Metazoa; Annelida; Polychaeta; Dinophilidae
Source: the annotation of a GenBank genome assembly